Molecule: messenger RNA, 636 nt
Organism: Paraphaeosphaeria sporulosa
Lineage: Eukaryota; Fungi; Ascomycota; Dothideomycetes; Pleosporales; Didymosphaeriaceae
Exons: 1
Coding region: 193-600 (135 amino acids)
Source: RefSeq, a predicted model, not a curated record
GCCUUGGAGGUAUAGGCAAGAUAAAGCUAGCAGUUGAAUUCGCAAGGAAACACCGAGGCGAUUUCAGUAGCAUCUUCCGGUUGGAUGGGGAGUCGGAGGUCAGCCCGAGGCAGUUCAUUCGCGAACAUAGUGCAGAGGUUACCGCAGGACGAGCUAACACCGGAGGGUAGGAGAAAGCUGGAGCAGUCGACGAUGGAAAUCGACGCAGCGCUGCGUGAAUGCCUCCGAUGGCUGUCUCUCGACACCAACCAACACUGGCUUCUGGUCUUUGACAAUGUUGAUCGCCACCAUAAUGAUCAAAAUGACACGCAGGCGAACAAUGUGAGGACACCUCCCCAGCGCAGAGCAGGGUCCGUUCUUAUCACUAGUCGACUUGCAUGUCUGCAAAGGCUGGGCUCAGGGCUCAAGCUCGGGAUAGUCGAGCGGGAGCAGGCAAGUGCGAUCCUAGAAACCAAUGCUGUGAGAACAAUUGAGGGUAAAAUUUACGGUCUUUUCCGUGGUAUUGAGGGAAAAGGGCUAACAUUGGUAGACGCAGACAUAAUUCUCAAACAACUAACUAGGAUUCCUCUGGCACUGACACAAGCCAGGUUGUAUAUAUAGGAGAUGAACCUAUCUGCGUCGAGUUACGCUGAGCAC